GCAUGAAUCUAAUCCAAAUUAGGUCAAACAAAACAUAGUCCAUAGCCAAACAUUUGAUUUUGAAUCCAUUUUCCUUGUGGAGGUAGGUGAAGUUCAUGAAUCAAAACUUCAUCUUUUUCACUCAACUUAUUUUUCUUUAACAAAUUCAUCUCAAUCCAACAACCACAUUUUACACCAACCCCCAACUCAAAAACCCUACCAAAAGAGGGGUAGAGAGAACAACAAUACAUUGAAACACCAAAUUAGAGAAAAAUAAGAUAAAGUUUGAAACUUUAAGCAAAAUUGAAAUGGCCCAGUUGAGUAGAAUCAACAAUCUUGUUCAAAGCACCCAAAUUUUCCACCAUUCUUCCAUUUCCCACAAACCCAAAUCAGCAAAAUCAGUUUCAUUGAGGUCUAGCCUUCUGGGCUCCUCAAAAUCAUGCAGCUUGAAGCAUAAAAAUGGAGUCUUUGUUGGAAAUUGUGAUAUGGGUAGGGGGAAUUCCUUUGUGUUGAAGGCUUCUGCUUCGGUUGCCGCCGCCGAGAAGCCGUCGACGGCGCCGGAGAUUGUGUUGGAACCCAUUAGUGAAAUUUCUGGGUCCAUUACUUUGCCUGGAUCAAAGUCUCUAUCCAAUCGAAUUUUGCUUCUAGCUGCUCUCUCUGAGGGAACAACUGUUGUAGAGAACUUGUUAGACAGUGAGGAUAUUCAUUACAUGCUUGAGGCAUUGAAGGUCCUUGGACUUCGAGUGGAAGACGACAAAACAACCAAACAAGCAGUUGUGGAAGGCAGCGGAGGAUUAUUCCCAACCGGUAGAGAAUCUAAAGAUGAAGUUAAUUUGUUCCUUGGAAAUGCUGGUACGGCAAUGCGUCCUUUGACGGCCGCCUUGGUUGCUGCAGGUGGAAAUACAAGAUACAUACUUGAUGGGGUUCCCCGAAUGAGAGAAAGACCAAUUGGGGAUUUGGUUUCCGGUCUUAAGCAACUUGGUGCUGAUGUUGAUUGUUUUCUUGGCACAAACUGUCCACCCGUUCGUAUAAUUGGAAAGGGAGGACUUCCAGGGGGAAAGGUGAAACUGUCCGGAUCUAUUAGCAGUCAGUACCUAACUGCUUUGCUUAUGGCAGCACCAUUGGCUCUAGGCGAUGUUGAGAUUGAGAUUAUUGAUAAGCUGAUUUCUGUUCCGUAUGUUGAAAUGACUUUAAAGUUGAUGGAGCGCUUUGGAGUCUCUGUCGAACAUAGUGAUAAUUGGGAUAGGUUUUUGGUCCAUGGAGGUCAAAAGUACAAGUCUCCUGGAAAUGCUUUCGUUGAAGGUGAUGCUUCAAGCGCCAGUUACUUCCUAGCCGGUGCAGCAGUUACCGGUGGAACCAUCACCGUUAUCGGCUGCGGAACAAGCAGUUUACAGGGAGAUGUAAAAUUCGCUGAAGUUCUCGAAAAGAUGGGAGCUAAAGUUACAUGGACAGAAAACAGUGUCACAGUUACGGGACCUCCACGAGAUUCUUCUGGUCGGAAAGUAUUGCAAGGCAUUGAUGUCAAUAUGAACAAGAUGCCAGAUGUUGCCAUGACACUCGCCGUUGUUGCGCUAUUUGCUAAUGGUCCAACUACUAUCAGAGACGUGGCAAGCUGGAGAGUUAAAGAGACAGAAAGAAUGAUAGCAAUCUGCACUGAACUCAGAAAGCUCGGAGCAACAGUCGAAGAAGGUCCUGAUUACUGUGUGAUAACACCACCUGAGAAAUUGAAUGUCACAUCGAUAGACACGUACGACGAUCAUAGAAUGGCGAUGGCGUUUUCUCUUGCGGCUUGCGGCGAUGUUCCGGUCACAAUCAAGGAUCCUGGUUGCACAAGGAAAACAUUCCCUGACUACUUUCAAGUCCUUGAGAGGUUUACAAAGCAUUAAGCAUUCUUGUAUAUUGUGUAGGCAAGAGAGGUGAAAUGCUCACAAAGUUGUGGGUGUUUUUGAUUGAGAUGAUUUUGUUUCUAAAUGUUUCUUCGUAAGGAGUUGUGAUGAUUUGUAUUGUUGUUGAAAUGAGGUAGUGAUUUUAUUGUAUGAAUGCAACUUAAUUAUCAAUAAGGGUCUGUUUGGAUAA
This is a messenger RNA of Vicia villosa (hairy vetch), 2055 nucleotides long. RefSeq names its product 3-phosphoshikimate 1-carboxyvinyltransferase 2-like. The coding region runs from base 288 to 1865 and encodes 525 amino acids. Gene Ontology annotation, biological process: chorismate biosynthetic process; aromatic amino acid biosynthetic process. The transcript is spliced from 8 exons. Lineage: Eukaryota; Viridiplantae; Streptophyta; Magnoliopsida; Fabales; Fabaceae. Gene Ontology annotation, molecular function: 3-phosphoshikimate 1-carboxyvinyltransferase activity. The record is from RefSeq and is a predicted model, not a curated record.